UUCGCAGCUCUCUCUCUCUCUCUCUUACCUAUACAGUAACGCCUUCCACAUUUUGUCUCAUCCAGCUUCCAUAUAUUCCUCUACCUUUUCAAAUUCGAUGAAUUUUUUAUUUGCCUCUGCUUACUUUGCAAUUAAUCACAAUAUCAACUCGUGAGCUUUUUUUUUUUUUGGUUUCACUGUCAUGGUUGAAUUGCAACAAUCAAGCAAAACAGGAUCUCAAAAACCUUGGAUAAUUCUGAUUAUAAACUCAGUAAUUGCAUAUUUCCUGAUUUUGAUGGAUUUUAGUAGGUAAAUCAUGCUGAAACCGAAGGAAUUGCUGAAAGAGGUGUUGAUUUCAGGGUCGGCAAACCCUAGCAGUAAGUGUACUAAAACUGGCCCCAAAACCUUCCACCCUCCAAUUGAAACUCACUGGCAGCUACCGCCGGUGAAAGAGCAACGCCCCCGCGGCAUCAUGAAGCUUCUCUCGCAGCCGUUCAAGUUCCGGUGGAGGAGCCAGAGCCAGAAAUUGCUCCUCGAGGGGACUCAUAAUCCGAAAGACGAUAAAAUUGUCGAUGCGUUUCGCGAAUUGCUCUUUCUCGAGGGUCAUUUAUCGGAGAAGCAUUUGGAUUAUCACACUCUUUUAAGAUUCCUUCGAAUGCGAGACUAUGAUCUGAUGAAAGCUAAAGACAUGUUUGUGCAGUAUGUUAAGUGGCGAGAGGAGAUGCGGAUUGACACAAUUUUACAGGAAUUCAGCUUUGAGGAAUGUGAAGAAGUGAGGAAAUGUUAUCCUCACGGAUAUCAUGGAGUCGACAGAUGUGGGAGGCCGGUUUAUAUUGAGAGAAUCGGAAUGGCUGAUCUUGACAUGUUACUACGAGUAACUACUAUUGAGAGAUUUGUGAAGCAUCACAUAUGUGAGCAGGAGAAGACUCUGAGCUGGAGAUAUCCCGCGUGCUCACUUGCUGCAAAGAAACACAUCGCUUCAACCAUAAGUAUCUUGGAUGUAAAGGAUGUGGGAAUGAACCAUUUUUCAAACCCUGCUAGGUAUCUGUUUAUGGAAAUUCAAAAAAUCGAUAGCUGCUAUUAUCCCGAGACGUUGCAUCUGCUUUUUAUUGUAAAUGCUGGACCAGGAUUUAGGGUGCUUUGGAAAGUAAUCAAAGCGUUUCUUGAUGCCCGCACCUUGGCUAAGAUCAUAGUGUUGGGAUCAGACUACAAAAGAAGCCUAAUUGAAGCUAUUGAUCCAAGUAAUCUCCCGAGUUUCUUGGGCGGUGACUGCACAUUUUGUGACACUGGUGGCUGCCUCUUUAGCGACAAAGGACCUUGGAAUGAUCCUGAAAUCACUGCAACGCUCGAGGCAAUGCUUUAUACCGAGGAGGGGGAGCAGGGGAAGUGUUCGAGCGAAAAGAGUGCCUUUGAUCACAAUCAGAAUUCUGGAUUCGAAGACGCGUCUCCAACAAAUGAGAUCGCCAGAGACUCUAGGAAAUAUGUGGAUGAGCAUUUCUUUCAGAAGCUCCAGGCUUUUGAGCCUAUGAUUCAAGAUGCAAAACAAAAAAUUAAGAUGCUUGAAACUGCAAUGGAAGAUGCCAAGUUGGUCUUAAAAGGACUUUCACAGCAUAUGGAAGAGCUGAAGAGAUGAUAAAACUACCACAAAACAGUUAUUACAUCAGUAAAUGUGAAUACACGCACAUUACUCCGUAAUUAUCGAGGAGAUAAAGAUGCUCGGUAAAUUUUAUUCUCCAAAGCCUUUCUUUUUUAUCGUGAUACAUACACUCAAUUAAAAUUUACUGAAUUUUCACAACGAGACUGAUAUAAUGUGAAAGUGAUAGUUUUAAUUGGAAUAAAAUUGUUGACAGAAAAAUA
Molecule: messenger RNA, 1836 nt
Organism: Salvia splendens (bonfire salvia)
Lineage: Eukaryota; Viridiplantae; Streptophyta; Magnoliopsida; Lamiales; Lamiaceae
Product: phosphatidylinositol/phosphatidylcholine transfer protein SFH11
Exons: 12
Coding region: 296-1612 (438 amino acids)
Source: RefSeq, a predicted model, not a curated record